AUGGCAGAUAAAAGUCCACAAUUCGAUUCAUCUUUAGGAAGCGAUGUCGUGAGUCCUGACAACUUGAAUUUACUAUCGGAUGAUGAUCUGCUCACUGACUCCGACGAGCUGGCGGAUCCUGCAUUGAAAGCACAUGUCAAGGAGAUGGAAGACGAGGUAGAGAAACUGAAACAGCUGCAAUCAGAACUCGCUGUACAAAUGAGCGAAGGAGAUACCUCUAAUGGUGUACCGAGUUCUGACAAAUGGGUACCACCCAUUCUGACAGCGGAAGAGAAGGCAGAGAUCGAUGGUCGCUCGAUCUACGUUGGGAAUGUAGACUACGGCGCCACGGCGGAAGAACUUGAAAAACACUUUACCGGAUGUGGCCCUAUCUAUCGUGUGAACAUCAUGUGUCAUAAAGUUGGCGGUCAGCCGAAGGGUUAUGCCUACAUUGAGUUUGGUGAGAAGGACUCGGUUGAAACGGCGCUUGCCAUGAAUGAUAGCCUCUUUCGUGGACGGCAGAUUAAAGUGAAUGCUAAACGUACCAAUCGACCGGGAAUGAGUACAACGAAUCGGUUCCCUCGGGGAUCACGAGGACGACGGUCGUUUGGAAUCGCAAGAGGGUGCAGUCACGGUGGAUAUCGUGGUGCAACACGUAGACCUGCUCGUGGUGGGUACCGCGGGAGAGCGACGUUCUUUGCUCCGUAUUAG
Molecule: messenger RNA, 690 nt
Organism: Toxorhynchites rutilus septentrionalis
Lineage: Eukaryota; Metazoa; Arthropoda; Insecta; Diptera; Culicidae
Product: polyadenylate-binding protein 2-like
Exons: 1
Coding region: 1-690 (229 amino acids)
Molecular function (GO): RNA binding
Source: RefSeq, a predicted model, not a curated record